Messenger RNA from Fusarium vanettenii 77-13-4, 2040 nucleotides. RefSeq lists its product as uncharacterized. The transcript has 2 exons. The record is from RefSeq and is a predicted model, not a curated record. Bases 1 to 2040 code for a protein of 679 amino acids. Lineage: Eukaryota; Fungi; Ascomycota; Sordariomycetes; Hypocreales; Nectriaceae.
AUGGCCAUCGACCUAGAACAAAAGGCAGCCACAGAAACAGAGAAAGCCCCGGGCACUAUUGUCUUGUUCAGGCCAAAGCUCGAUGCUUUAUUAUCAGCGCAAUCUACCUGCCAAUUCUCGCAGUGGCUCGUCAAGGGGUUGUCAACGAAAUGCGUCAACUGGCCUGAUCUGGAGCAGAGAGCUGGAGACAUUAGCCUCUGUAUGGAUUAUCUCACCUACACCUUUGAUCCGCUCCCUUUGGUUGAGGUUACUUGGUUUGGACUAUGGGAUCCGAGAGAGGAGUUUGAUGAAGAAUAUGGCCGUUGUCGGGUUAGGUAUCAUUCAUUUCUUGACGUGAUUGCAUGUCCUGACAACCCAGCUUCAGAGUUCGUGAGCACACGACCAAUCAACCCAAGCAUCGGAUCGCAGAAGAACCUAUCACUAUCUCGUCGAUGGAUACAGGAGUGUGUGGAAAACCACGUCGACUGUCCCAGGUUGACUGGCAAAUUCAUGCCUAAAUAUGUUCUGAAGCUUCUCCAGAACGACACGAACCAGUAUCACAUCAGUAUUUAUCAACCAUCCUCGCCUGAACCCUACACAGCUCUAAGCUAUUGCUGGGGUGGCGAUCAACCACACAAGACAACAAGAGCGAAAAUCAACUCGGGUAAUCUAGAGUUGAGCUACCACAUCCUUCCAGCGUCGAUCCAGGAUGCCAUUAGAGUAACCGUUGGCUUGGGCUACCAGUAUCUCUGGGUAGACUCGCUGUGCAUAGUGCAAGAUGAAGGCCAAGAGAAAGCCGAGCAGAUUGCUCUGAUGCCAAACAUCUACACCAGCGCCAUCGUCACCAUCGUGGCAUCUAGAGCAAACCGUGCGGUAGAUGGGUUUCUCCAGGACAUUGACGUCAAGGCCGUUACCAAGUUCUGCUUCAAACUCCCGUUCAAAUGUCCUGGCUCAUCCACCGUCGGUACCGUGUUUCUCUCUAAAAUCAGCAAUGUGGACGACCCUGAGCCUAUUGACUUUCGAGGGUGGACUUUUCAGGAGCGCUUCUUGUCCCCUCGCGUCUUGGACUAUGCAACGAAACAACUCUCGUGGACUUGUUCUUCGUCUAGUGUGGACGAGGGCUUCAGGGAUGGGUGGAAGCUCCGGUCCUUGAAGCAAGAUAGGCUGCUCCUCGAGAGCAACUUUUUCACUAAACAGAUGGGUUCGGCGGUACCGGCCGUCAAUGGGUCCCACAUUGAUGUCCAAAAUUGGAGACUCAUGGUCGCAUACUACACAAGAAGGAGACUAACCUUCCCAAAGGAUCGCAUCCUUGCCAUAUCAGGCGUCGCUGGGAUGUUCGCUACCGUUCUCAAGGACCAGUAUGCUGCAGGCCACUGGAGACAGAGCCUUCCGUUCGAUUUGUUGUGGUCAAAAUCCCCCGACUCUACGCCUGAGCGCCGCCCUUCUGAGUAUCUAGCACCGUCGUGGUCGUGGGCUGCCGUGACUGGUGAGGUUUGGUUCUGGUAUGCCCACAAAGCGAGCCCGUCAGAUAUGCCACCUGUCACACCUGACGUUCAUUUGACCGACGUCCUCACAGAACUAGAGGAACAAACUGCCGUGUUUGGAGCCGUGACGAGUGGCUGCAUUAAAGGCUCUGGGUCAAUUCGAAAACUCGUCUGGUUUGGGAACCAGGAAGCGCCAGAUCAUUUCCACGCGCUCCACGACUACACCAUAGAAGGAGAUACAAGACCAGUUCCAUUGUUACGGAUGAUUCCUGACGCCAUCGAAGACGAGUUUGCAAAAGACCCAUCUAGAAAGGAUGUAUCGAUCCCGGUCCAUCUCCUCCAUGUCGGUACCUGUACCAAUUGGGGAAUCAGAGGUCUCUUUGGGCUUGUUCUUCGUGAAAUGCCUUCCGUCGAACAGAGGCGAAGGUUUACUCGGCUGGGCAUCUUUCACAAUAGUCCCUCGCUAGCACGAAAGCGAAGAGCACUUGGUGUUGCUCGGCCAUGGGACAGUUUGGCCGAAGGAGAUAAUCUGGCCUUCUUUGCGGAUUGCGCCAAGGAGGACUUUGAGAUUAUUUAA